AUGACGUCGCCUCUGGUCGCAUUGCACAAUCGCAGACUCUGCACUUCCGGUUGUCCACAGCCGACGACGGGCCGCGGUUUUCUUCAUUUCCGGAAGUGUUUCCAGAAUAUUGGAAAAGGAAUUGUUGAUACGACAUGCCACCUCCUACCGACCGGAGCCCCGGUACGCGAGCGAGGGAACUUCCGGGUUCCAAGGUUUCUCGGUACAACAGUGGAGAGUUCUUCCGUACUGCCACUGCUACAGAGUCUGGUGCAACAACUGAGUAUGCUGGGAAAUCGAAGCCCACGAAGCGGCCUGCUGUCGUUUGACGAAGCCAUGCUUUGGCGCUCGUUCGACCCGCCGUCACGGACAGUACUGCAGACGACAGUCCGUACCUCAGUCGACUUCCUGUUCAGUCGUCUGGAGAAACUGCACGGCCGGAUAUUGGUGUGUCGCGCCUUGGGAUAUUUUACCUUAGCCAAUAACGAAAUCACCGAGGUGGAGCUUGAUGACGUGUUGUGAUGCGAUGAUGACGUAUUAAAUGACGUCUACACCUACUGGACACCGCCCAUGCGCAGACUGCCCCUCUACUUCUCGUGUGCAUACGGGCGGACAUCGACCAAUAUAUCGAUACUGAGCUUUACUGUUAUUUUCUCGUUUGAAUUUAAUGUUUUACGAACGUCGAACUGAUGAGAAGACAAUGAUGUUAUAUGUACUAUGGCGAUUUAUAUUGGGAUUUCCAAUUCAUUAUCAACAUCGCAUAUUAUUAAAAUUAAGAUAAAGCGGUUAUCGCAACGCGGUUGAACGUCUGCCUUAAGAACUUGUGAUCAUAUAGUUUCGCUACCACUUGAUGCUUUCUGAUUUGUUUUCAGCUGAGAAACACUUUGUUCAACUUUCUUUAAGUGACUUGCUUAUGACUUUUGCA
Molecule: messenger RNA, 904 nt
Organism: Dreissena polymorpha
Lineage: Eukaryota; Metazoa; Mollusca; Bivalvia; Myida; Dreissenidae
Exons: 4
Coding region: 1-501 (166 amino acids)
Source: RefSeq, a predicted model, not a curated record